Molecule: messenger RNA, 1418 nt
Organism: Cajanus cajan (pigeon pea)
Lineage: Eukaryota; Viridiplantae; Streptophyta; Magnoliopsida; Fabales; Fabaceae
Source: RefSeq, a predicted model, not a curated record
UUACCUUUGUCUUUUGCAUCCAUUCCUUCUCCAUCCACUCAAUGCUGUUUGCCUUCUCUCCCUCACAUAAGCUUUUGCACUUAAUUAUCAGUUUGCACACACCCUAUCUUUUUAUCUCUCUCUGUCUCUCUCACUUUGCUCUCCCUUGCAGUUAGGGUUUCCUCUUUAAGGGUGCUCUUCCUGUGACAAAUCUGCUAUUUAUAUCUCUCAUUGGCUAAAGCUCUUUUGUCUUGUGAGGGUAAAAGAGCAGCUUCUAAAGGGCCUCCCACAAGGGCAAAGAAAAAGGUACUUCCCUUUUAGUUCAUCUGAUCAAAGAAACCUACAUCACAAACAGGGAAAUCAAAUCAUCAGAAAAUGGCAUCAUCCAGCUCCUACAAUUCUCCAUGUGCUGCCUGCAAAUUCCUGAGGAGGAAAUGCCUUCCAGGGUGCAUCUUUGCACCUUACUUCCCACCAGAAGAGCCUCAAAAAUUCGCCAACGUGCACAAGAUCUUCGGUGCCAGCAAUGUGACCAAGCUCCUCAACGAACUCCUCCCUCACCAGAGGGAAGAUGCAGUGAACUCUCUAGCUUAUGAAGCUGAGGCACGUGUGAGAGACCCCGUUUAUGGCUGCGUUGGUGCCAUCUCUUUCCUCCAGAGACAAGUCCAGAGGCUCCAAAAGGAGCUUGAUUCUGCAAAUGCUGAUCUCCUUCGCUAUGCCUGCAAUGACAUGCCUCCACCUUCUCUUCCUAUGCCACCACCAUCAAUCACAACAACAAAUACAAUUCCACAAAUAAUGCCUCAAAGGUCUUAUAGUGCAAGGUUUGGUAAUGAAGCAACAAGUGGCUUCUAUAGGCCCUCUCCCACUACUUACUCUUUCCCUUAUUCUCUUCCAUGGACUGAUACCCCUCCUGAGGAUAUGAAUGAUGGGGGAGGACAAGGAGGAGGUAGCUUGUGAAAUCAUGUUUCAAGAUUAGGGUUUUAUGCCUCUUGAGUCUUGAGUCUUGAGUCAUGAGGAUACCCUGCAAUAUUUAUAAUAUCUAGUUAUGGUCUCUGGCUAUGUAGCCUCACUUGGACUCUUCUGGCUAGGUGACUGAAGGUCUACUGUUUAGUUAAAUUUCUGAGAUUAAUUUGAAGGGCUUUUGUUUAAUUAAUAAUUUCUAGGUGGUGAUGAAUGAUGAUGAACAUGUGUUGUUUAUUAAGACCUAAGCUACCAAAAACAUGGGUAGUCUUUCCAAAAUCUUUAGUCCUGAAUAAGUCGGUGGUGGAGCAUGCAUAGUAAUGUAUGACUACUACUAUAGACCUACUCUUAUUGUGUAUUCAGUGCAACUCUAUAGGCAUGUGCAGUGAGCAUGCGGAGUUGACAUUCUCUGUCAUUGUUUAUGAUUAAGAAUAAAUGAGCGAUAACGUUACUUGAUUCUAAAGCCUAACUCUACGGGUUAG